This is a messenger RNA of Medicago truncatula (barrel medic), 3505 nucleotides long. RefSeq names its product putative pentatricopeptide repeat-containing protein At3g05240. Gene Ontology annotation, biological process: RNA modification. The record is from RefSeq and is a predicted model, not a curated record. Lineage: Eukaryota; Viridiplantae; Streptophyta; Magnoliopsida; Fabales; Fabaceae. Gene Ontology annotation, cellular component: intracellular membrane-bounded organelle. The transcript is spliced from 3 exons. Bases 46 to 1752 code for a protein of 568 amino acids. Gene Ontology annotation, molecular function: RNA binding; protein binding.
UUAAAAUUAAAAACUCGCAACCAAAUGAUUACAUGUUAAGGAAUCAUGAUCCACCCAAACACCAUUCUCUCUCUGUUACCAAAAUGUAAAACUUUGCUACAAUUCAAAACCUCACACGCAUUAAUUCUCACAACCCCAACAACCAUUAACACUAAAAUAAUCCCUUUAAGCAAGCUUAUUGAUUUCUGUGUUGAUUCACAUUUUGAUGAAUACUUCAAUUAUGCAAAUUUAUUAUUCCGCCAAAUUCAUUCACCUAAUGUUUAUAUCUUUAACUCUAUGAUAAAGGGUUAUGCCAAAUCUAACAACCCAACAAUGUCAUUGCAUUUGUAUAAACAAAUGCUGCAAAAUGGUUAUUCCCCUGAUCAUUUCACUUUCCCAUUUGUACUUAAAGCAUGUUCUUUUAUUUAUGAUCAAGUUAGUGGAAAAUGUGUUCAUAGUUGUAUAUUGAAAUCUGGGUUUGAAGCAAAUGUUUAUGUUGCAACUGGGUUGCUGAAUAUGUAUGUGGAAUGUAAGAAUAUGGAAAGUGGGUUGAAGGUGUUUGAUAAAAUUCCUAAGUGGAAUGUUGUUGCUUGGACUUGUUUGAUUAAUGGGUAUGUGAUUAAUGAUCAACCACGUGAAGCUUUGGAGGUGUUUAAGGAAAUGGGUCGUUGGGGUGUCGAGGCUAAUGAGGUUACGAUGGUGAAUGCUUUGAUUGCGUGUGCUCGUUGUAGAGAUGUUGAUACUGGGAGAUGGGUUCAUGAGAGGGUUUGUAAGGCGGGGUAUGAUCCUUUUGUGUUUGCGUCUAAUAGUAAUGUUAUUCUUGCAACUGCUAUUGUUGAAAUGUAUGCGAAAUGUGGUUGGUUGAAUGUUGCGAGAGAGUUGUUUAACAAAAUGCCGGAGAGAAAUAUUGUUGCUUGGAACUGUAUGAUUAAUGCAUAUAAUCAAUAUGAGAGGUAUAACGAGGCGCUUGGUCUGUUUUUUUAUAUGUUGGCUAAUGGAUUUUGUCCUGAUAAGGCUACCUUUUUGAGUGUGUUGAGUGUUUGUGCCCGUCGGUGUGUUUUGGCAUUGGGAGAAACGGUUCAUGCUUAUCUAUUGAAAAGCAACAUGGCAAAAGAUAUUGCCCUUGCAACUGCUCUUUUGGAUAUGUAUGCCAAAAAUGGUGAAUUAGGAAGUGCGCAAAAGAUUUUUAAUAAUAGUUUGGAAAAAAAGGAUGUAGUGAUGUGGACUAGUAUGAUAAAUGCUUUAGCCAUACAUGGUCAUGGAAAUGAAGCAUUGAGUUUGUUUCAAAUAAUGCAAGAGGAUAGUUCUCUAGUCCCUGAUCAUAUUACUUACAUUGGAGUUUUAUUUGCAUGUAGUCAUGUUGGAUUGGUCGAAGAGGCUCAAAAACAAUUUAACCUUAUGACAAAGAGUUAUGGUAUACUGCCGGAAAAAGAGCACUAUAGUUGUAUGGUUGAUCUUUUGAGUCGGGCAGGUCAUUUUAGAGAGGCGGAAAAACUAAUGGAGACAAUGUCAAUACGACCAAAUAUUGCCAUAUGGGGUGCUCUUUUAAAUGGUUGCCAGAUUCAUGAAAACAUCCCUGUUGCUAGUCAAGUGAAAGUACGAUUAGCAGAGCUGGAACCUAUUCAAAGUGGAAUUUAUGCUCUUCUAUCUAACAUAUAUGCUAAUUCUGGAAAAUGGGAAGAGGUAAAUAGGACUAGAAAAAUGAUGAAGCAUAAAAGGAUUGCAAAGACAAUUGGUCAUAGUUCAGUUGAAAUGAAGCUGUUAACCUUAUGAUUAUCUCAAGAUUCAUUUGUUGUCUCAAAUUAUAAAGUAGUGUUUGAUGGAGUAGCUUCAACAAAUGAGUGUUUUGAAAUGAAAAUCAAAACCAUCCUGGAGCAUCAGUUCAUUUCCUUUCACCUGCCUUGGUCAAUUUGUUCCAAUUAACAUCAAGGUCAUGUUUACUCUGGCAUUGAUGAGGUUCUUGAGUGUUUGGAUGGGGGAUCUCUCUGUGACCUAGUUCUCUCUCGCGCCCACUCUCUCUCUGCAACUAACUUCCUCUACUCUGCUUGUGCUGCUCCAUCUGUCCCGGAAAAAUUUCCCCUGAAAUUGCAUUUUGCUUAAAAAUAUAUGCACAAACUACACCAAAUCCACACUGACCUGAAGCCAGAAUAUACUGUUUGUUUCUUCCUAAUAUGUGAAGCUUCCUAAAUGCAAGCAGGGGUGUAGAAAAAUAUUUCAAACAGGGAUGACAACUAAGAUGACCUGAAGGAGCUAUUUCAAGGGAGAGCAUAAUUGCAGUGAAGAAGUGUGGUCAUCUAAAGGUUGGUUUAGUUCUUUUUCCCUGUUCGUAGUUUGCUGCACUGGUUAAUCUAACCCAAAGUUAGGAUGGAAGGCCAUCUGUUUAAUCCAGCGUUCAAAGGAUUCAACUACAUGUAUAUUAUGGCUUAGUCUAGGGUGGAUGAGUGAAGUAAGUCAUACACGGUGGAUGAGUAAUGUGAACCGUUGGAUGAGUGAUGUUAUGAUGCACCAUCAGUAGGUUAUACAUUUCUUUUCUCUCUCUUUCCACCAUCUCUGUCAUCUUUCCAUGCUUUACCCGUUCCUUUCUUCCUUCUACACCAUAACCAAAUCCUCUUUACAUUCCCUCUCUUCCCAUCACAGAUAAAGACUUGAUCAUAUUAUCCAUGACUAUUGAUUGAUCUAGAAUAACUUGAUCCGGACAAGAUACUCAUCAUUGUUGAAUCACUGAACUUAAUUGAAGAAAACACAGAAGUCUAUAGGUUUUAGCUGGGAUUCUACAACAAGGAUUCAUGGUAGGAAUUCCAAUAUUUUUUUUAAUGGACAAUUUGGAGGUACGAAAAAUCAAAACUUUUUAUAUUCUAUAAUGAUAGUAACAUAAGAUCUUAGAAAGGGAAGAUUCAAAUUUCAAAGUUGGUAGCUAAAAUAAAUUAGGAGAAAGGGAGCAGAAACAUAGACAGAUGGGGAGAGAUAUGUAUAUUAACUUUUUUAUUUUAUUUUUUUGGCUUUCGCACCUGUUUCCGACCCACCAAAGGUGGACGACUAAUCCGGCUCAUGCGUAGAGGCAUGCGCACUGGCCAAGCGUUGUUCCCCCUGGGAAUCGAACCCGGUAUUCUGAGAAAUGUAUAUUCUACUGACAGUGUAUCGUAACAUCACUUAUCCGACGGUUCACAUUACUUGCCCACCGUGGAUGACUUACUUCACCCAUCCACCCUAGCAUCCGCCGUAUAUUAUUAGUACAUUCAGUAUGUGUAGUUAGGGACUGUAACCUGUUACCCUCUUGGUGGUAAAGGAACUGUAAAGUUCGAUGUAUUACAAUUUCUCAUAUAUAAAAGACCUAAUUACCAAAGUUGUGAAAUAUCAGUUGCUAUGUUAUAAAUGGAGAUGAGUGCUAGCUGACCUAAGUUAUUGUUAUUUUUGUACCGAAGAAUGACAAACUGCGACUGUGGUGAUCAGCUGCGACAACAGACAAAUGUGUUGUAUGAAAGUGUUAAUUGGAAAUAUUUGUUUUGUAAAAAAUAGAAUUUGUAUA